This is a messenger RNA of Acipenser ruthenus (sterlet), 1725 nucleotides long. RefSeq names its product calcium load-activated calcium channel. Gene Ontology annotation, molecular function: calcium channel activity. Gene Ontology annotation, cellular component: cytoplasm; endoplasmic reticulum membrane; endoplasmic reticulum. NCBI's taxonomy places the organism in Eukaryota, Metazoa, Chordata, Actinopteri, Acipenseriformes, Acipenseridae. Bases 186 to 752 code for a protein of 188 amino acids. The transcript is spliced from 7 exons. Gene Ontology annotation, biological process: endoplasmic reticulum calcium ion homeostasis. The record is from RefSeq and is a predicted model, not a curated record.
CGUAUCCCACAAUGCCAUUGUUUAUGACGGAGGAAGAGCCCCUCUGAGUUAUUUCCGGACUUGGUGGUGGUUGUCAGUGCUGACGAAUCAAUUUCAGGUCCUCCUAUCUCGGUGGAGAGUCUGGCUGGUGUCAAACGCACAUCUUUUCAAAAUAUUGCACAAGAAAAAUCACGUAAAAGAGCAAGAUGACGACUAUGUUUGCAGAUACGAUCCUGAUCGUGUUCAUCUCGGUUUGCACAGCUUUAUUAGCCGAAGGUAUAACGUGGGUGCUCGUCUACAGAACUGACAAGUACAAAAGGCUGAAGGCUGAAGUUGAAAAGCAGAGUAAAAAAUUGGAGAAGAAGAAGGAGACCAUCACAGAAUCUGCAGGGAAACAACAGAAGAAGAAGAUUGAGAGACAAGAGGAGAAACUGAAGAAUAACAAUCGAGAUCUCUCCAUGGUUCGAAUGAAGUCCAUGUUUGCCAUUGGGUUCUGCUUUACUGCGCUGAUGGGAAUGUUCAAUUCCAUAUUUGACGGCCGCGUGGUCGCCAAGCUUCCCUUCGCCCCCCUGUCCUACAUCCAGGGACUGUCUCACCGAAACCUGCUGGGGGACGACUACACAGACUGCUCCUUCAUCUUCCUCUACAUCCUCUGCACCAUGUCCAUCAGACAGAACAUCCAGAAGAUGCUGGGUCUCGCUCCAUCCCGGGCCGCCACCAAGCAGGCGGGCGGCUUCUUGGGACCCCCUCCGCAGGCAGCCAAGUUCUCCUGAGCCGCCCCCCUCCCUCUGGUUCCAGGACCGGGCACUCCCAGACCAGCGUGAGCGUGGCACCGCGGCCCUGAAGUAGUGCCACGGCUGAACGUACGAGAACAGAAAACAUUUCCAUCUGUGCCAGUGAUCACCUGCAGCAGGGCCUUGUGUUUAUUAUUAUUAUUAUUAUUAUUUGUUUUAAAAUUACUCUGUAGUUGUUAAUGUUUUAGCAGCAAAGGUACAGACCCCAUGCUCUUUACCUGGUGCAGAAAACUGCUACAUUCUUUCGAUUUAGGGUUAGGCCAAUUUUUUUAAAAUCUUAAACUCAGUAUUCAAAUUCUCAGAUGGCCCGUCUUUCUACACCUCUGCCAUUUCAGCAGUGCAUUUUUAAAGGGGGUUGGGGAGAGAGGGUUAAUGAAUUUACCCAGAUUAAUAUAUCACCCCCCCCCCCAGGGUAAUACAUCGCACACUCUCUUUCACACCCAGGGUGAUACAUCACUCACUCACUCACUCACUCACUCACUCUCUCUCUCUCUCUCUCUCUCUCUCUCUCUCUCUCUCUCUCUCUCUCUCUCUCUCUCUCUCUCUCUCUCUCUCACACACGCGUGAUUCUUUAAAAAUAAUUAAAUGCAGUACAUUUUAAAAUAUGUAAGUGGUGGUAGUAUUUAUUAAUGCGUCCCCCUAUUAGUUUUCACAGUGGGGAUCUUGCCUGUACCCAGUUUUGCAGAACUCCUCCACAAGAGAUGUUAAAGCCAUACAGUAUGCAACAGGGCUGGGGCUUGGCUUUGAAAGGAUGGUGCUCAAGCUCCGUGUAUGCGGGUCUAACCUUUGAGCCACACUGCCUGCCACACUGAUGGGAAAAUGUACAGAUGGUGGACUCGGUUUUAAAAAAUCAGUCCAGUUUACCCUUCUACAUAAUUUAUCGCAGUAAGUUUUGUUGCACAUGGUACUGUAUAUGUUCAUGAAAUGCUAAUUAAAAUAAGACCUAAAAGUC